This is a messenger RNA of Oncorhynchus kisutch (coho salmon), 4261 nucleotides long. It is a transcript of the gene manea, whose product is annotated as mannosidase, endo-alpha. Gene Ontology annotation, cellular component: Golgi membrane. Lineage: Eukaryota; Metazoa; Chordata; Actinopteri; Salmoniformes; Salmonidae. Bases 381 to 1730 code for a protein of 449 amino acids. The record is from RefSeq and is a predicted model, not a curated record. Gene Ontology annotation, molecular function: alpha-mannosidase activity. The transcript has 5 exons.
ACCAACACAAUGAGGUAGGCUAUGACAAAUCUUGAACAGGAACAAUGCAUAGCGUCAAUUCACAAGUAGAUUGUCUUGCGUAUAGCGUAUGUAGGUACCCUGUGACCUAAUGUCUAAUUUAGUGAAACCAACAUUUUAGUGUGCUUCGGACAAAAUAGAUAAUACGCUAUGUAGCUCAUUCGGAUUUCUGCUGUCCUGUCCAGUCUAAAGUUCAGUGCAGCAAUGUCCGGAGAGAACAACAGCAAGAAAAUGAAUGAUGUUUGUAGAAUGAACCAACAUGGACCAGCCAAGUUUCAUUGACAACAAUAAGCCCAAAAACCCCUAAUGUUAACAGUUCUCCCAAGAAUGGACAGUGGAUCACAACAAGCAUUAACUGAAGAAUGGCAAGGUUUAGACGAAGAUCUUGCUCCACAUUUAUUGGUUUGGUGUUGCUCAUAUUCAUAGUAACAGUUGUUUUAAAGUCCUUUACACCAGAAUAUUCUCCAUUUGUAAGCAUCUUUGGUCCCGAAUUGUUCCCUAAUAUCAAAGGACCUGGAAAAAAUGACAUUCAAAUCCUUGGUAAUAUUGACAGUGUCGUCCCUGAAGCACUGACCAAAAUGAUUGACAUAGACUCUGAGAGGGUCAAGAACGUAGAGGCUGCCCUCAGGCAAUUCCCUGCUCCAAACUACAAUAUUCAUGCCUUUUACUACACAUGGUAUGGCAACACACAGUUUGAUGGAAAGUACAUUCACUGGGACCACCCUCUUCUGCCACACUGGGAUUCAAAGGUGGCAGCAGGAUACCCAAGAGGGAGACACAGCCCACCAGAUGACAUUGGGGCUAACUUCUAUCCUGCUUUAGGAGCUUAUAGUUCCAGGGACCCCUCUGUUAUUGAAGCUCACAUGAAGCAACUGCGAGCUGGAGCUAUUGGUGUUCUUGCUGUUUCCUGGUAUCCACCUGGCAUGAAGGAUGAAAACGGUGAGCCAACAGAUGACAUUGUGCCUUUGAUACUGGAGGUGGCACAUGCAUAUCAUGUAAAGGUUGCUUUUCACAUUGAACCAUACAAAGGAAGAGAUGAAACAAGUAUGUUUAACAAUGUCAAGUACAUCAUAGAGAAAUAUGGUGAGCACCCUGCAUUCUACAGGCAUAGAACAAACACUGGCAAGUUUCUUCCUCUAUUCUACGUCUACGAUUCCUAUCUACUCAACUCAGAACAGUGGGCAAAACUCCUUAAACACACCAAAAGCAGUAGCAUUAGAGAUACUCCCUAUGAUGGUAUCUUCAUAGCCCUUCUUGUUGAAGAGAAACACAAGAGGGAUAUCGUCACGGCAGGUUUCGACGGAGUCUACACUUAUUUUGCCACUAAUGGGUUUUCCUAUGGCUCCACUCACCGCAAUUGGGAGUCCAUUAAAACAUUCUGUGAAGACAACAACCUGUUGUUCAUUCCGAGUGUGGGGCCAGGUUAUAUUGACACCAGUAUUAGGCCUUGGAAUUUCCAGAAUACACGCAACCGCAUUAAUGGGAAGUACUAUGAAAUGGCCCUGAGUGCAGCCCUAGAAGCAGGAGCUGAUAUUAUAUCUAUAACAUCAUUUAAUGAAUGGCAUGAGGGAACCCAGAUUGAGAUGGCAAUUCCAAAAACAAGCCAGACUGUGUACCUAGACUACUUACCACACAAGCCUGUUGUCUAUUUAGAGGUAACUCGCAAAUGGGCAGCAAUAUUUAGCAAUGAAAGGAAGAGAUGGCUAGAAUGAUACAAAAAGUAAGGGCCUAACAUUAAAUCUGUCCAGAAAUUGUCUUACACAAUAUAGAUUAUAGAAUUUGACGACAAUAGUGCAUGUGACAGAAACCUAUAUUUACUCUUUGUCCUGUAUGGUAACAUUAUCAUGGUUUUACAGAUUAACUAAUGAAAGGGCAGCCUUGAAUUGUGUGGUAUUUGUCCUGCUUUAUAUGAUUAUAAUGAUUUGUACUUUAAUGAAUAACUGUUAUAUUUGGGCAAUUAUACAGUGAGGGGAAAAAAGUAUUUGAUCCCCUGCUGAUUUUGUACGUUGCCCACUGACAAAGAAAUUAUCAGUCUAUAAUUUUAAUGGUAGGUUUUAUUUUUCAGUGAGAGAGAGAAUAACCACAAAAAAAUCCAGAAUAACGCAUGUCAAAAAUGCUAUAAAUUGAUGUGCAUUUUAUUGAGGGAAAUAAGUAUUUGACCCCUCUGCAAAACAUGACUUAGUAUUUGGUGGCAACACCCUUGUUGGCAAUCACAGAGGUCGGACGUUUCUUGUAGUUGGCCACCAGGUUUGCAUACAUCUCAGGAGGGAUUUUGUCACACUCCUCUUUUCAGAUCUUCUCCUGACGUUUGGCAACUCGAACCUUCAGCUCCCUCCACAGAUUUUCUAUGGGAUUAAGGUCUGGAGACUGGCUAGGCCACUCCAGGACCUUAAUGUGCUUCUUCUUGAGCCACUCCUUUGUUGCCUUGGCCGUGUGUUUUGGGUCAUUAUCAUGCUGGAAUACCCAUCCACGACCCAUUUUCAAUGCCCUGGCUGAGGGAAGGAGGUUCUCACCCAAGAUUUGAUAGUACAUGGCCCCGUCCAUCGUCCCGUUGAUGCGGUGAAGUUGUCCUGUCCCCUUAGCAGAAAAACACCCCCAAAGCAUAAUGUUUCCACCUACAUGUUUGACGGUGGGGAUGGUGUUCUCGGGGUCAUAGGCAGCAUUCCUCCUCCUCCAAACAUGGUGAGUUGAGUUGAUGCCAAAGAGCUCCAUUUUGGUCUCAUCUGACCACAACACUUCCACCCAGUUGUCCUCGGAAUCUUUCAGAUGUUCAUUGGCAAACUUCAGACGGGCAUGUAUAUGUGCUUUCUUGGGCAGGGGGACCUUGCGGGCGCUGCAGGAUUUCAGUCCUUCACGGCGUAGUGUGUUACCAAUUGUUUUCUUGGUGACUAUGGUCCCAGCUGCCUUGAGAUCAUUGACAAGAUCCUCCCGUGUAGUUCUGGGAUGAUUCCUCACCAUUCUCAUGAUCAUUGCAACUCCACGAGGUGAGAUUUUUCAUGGAGCCCCAGGCUGAGGGAGAUUGACAGUUAUUUUGUGUUUCUUCCGUUUGCGAAUAUUUGCACCAACUGUUAUCACCUUCUCACCAAGCUGCUUGGCGAUGGUCUUGUAGCCCAUGUGUAGCCUUGUGUAGGUCUACAAUCUUGUCCCUGACAUCCUUGGAGAGCGCUUUGGUCUUGGCCAUGUUGGAGAGUUUGGAAUCUGAUUGAUUGAUUGCUUCUGUGGACAGGUGUCUUUUAUACAGGUAACAGACAGCACUCCCUUUAAGAGUGUGCUCCUAAUCUCAGCUCGUUACCUGUAUAAAAGACACCUGGGAGCUAGAAAUCUUUCUGAUUGAGAGUGGGUCAAAUACUUAUUUCCCUCAUUAAAAUGCAAAUCAAAAAUUUUGUCAUGCGUUUUUCUGGAUAUUUUUGUUAUGCUGUCUCUCACUGUUCAAAUAAACCUACCAUUAAAAUUAUAGACUGAUCAUUUCUUUGUCAGUGGGCGGGCAAACGUACAAAAUCAGCAGGGGAUCAAAUACUUUCCCCCCUCACUGUAGGUAGGGGCUACCCAGAUUUAAACCCCUUCCUGGGCUAAAAAGCACUUUUAAAGGAGGGUCUGAAUUGAAUAUGCUUUUUGUCUAGGAAAUUCUUAACCGUCUGUACAAAACACCACAUUGUGACAGGUCCUACUUCAUUGCACUACUGUAUAUACUGUCUGCCAAUAGGUGCCUUUUUAGAGGCAUUGUAUAACCUCCCUGGUCUUUGGUUGAAUCUGUGUUUGAAAUUCACUGCUUUUCUGAGGGUCCUUAGAUAUGUGUGGGGUACAUAGAUGAGGUAGUCAUUCAAAAAUGAUGUUGAACACUAUUGUACACAGAGUGAGUCCAUGCAACUUAUUAUGUGAUUUGUUAAGCACAUUUUUACUCCUAAACUUAUUUAGGCUUGCCAUAACAAAGGAGUUUAAUACUUACUUAUUCACUCAAGACAUUUCAACAUUUCAUUUUUUAUUAAUUUGUAAAAAUGUCAAAUCAUAAUUACACUUUGACAUUGUUUUUUUUUGUAGGCCAGUGAUGACAACAUAUCUAUAUAAUCCAUUUUAAAUUCAGGCUGUAACACAACAAAAUGUGUAAAAUAUCAAGGUGUGUGAAUACUUUCUGAAGGCACUGUACAUACCAAUGACUAAGCAGCUAAGUUUCUGUUAAUUGUAAACCAUAAUGCACGCAUAUAUACAUCCUUAAUUAAAAUAAACAUUGUGUACAUUUAGGCUA